This is a messenger RNA of Apaloderma vittatum (bar-tailed trogon), 523 nucleotides long. RefSeq names its product triadin-like. Gene Ontology annotation, cellular component: sarcoplasmic reticulum; membrane. NCBI's taxonomy places the organism in Eukaryota, Metazoa, Chordata, Aves, Trogoniformes, Trogonidae. The annotation marks the transcript as partial. The record is from RefSeq and is a predicted model, not a curated record. Gene Ontology annotation, molecular function: signaling receptor binding. The transcript is spliced from 5 exons.
AUGUCUACAACCACAACAAUUACAGAUGGUAAGAACGGAUCCGUUCCGUCAUCAUCCAUGAAAGUGGGGAAGAAAUCAGUUACAGAAGACCUCGUGACAACGUUCAGCUCACCAGCAGCAUGGCUUCUUGUUGUUGCUCUGAUUGUUACCUGGUCGGCAGUAGCUAUUGUAAUGUUUGACUUGGUGGAUUAUAAAGCCUUUGCAGGAAGAUCUGUUAACAAGCUCAGCACAGAACCACUGAGAAUCAUACAUGAGACAUUGGAAGAAUCCACUGAUUGGCUUUAUGGGUUUAUUUCUUUACUGUCUGACAUCGUAUGGAGUGAUGAUGAUGACAGUGAUGAAGUGACCCAUAAAGACAAAUUGGAAAGACAAGAUAAACCUGAAAAAAAGGAAAGACAUGCAGUUAUUCACAGAGAGAAACCUGAAAAGCCAGAAAAACAUGAAAAGAAAGCACCUUCUAAAGUAAUUCAAAAAGACAAACCUGAAAAACAUGAAAAAGCUGAAAAGAAACCUCCUCCCAAAG